Leptopilina boulardi is the source of this 3262-nucleotide messenger RNA. Its product is annotated as tubulin glycylase 3A-like. The transcript is spliced from 14 exons. The record is from RefSeq and is a predicted model, not a curated record. Gene Ontology annotation, biological process: cilium movement; protein polyglycylation; cilium assembly. Bases 419 to 3073 code for a protein of 884 amino acids. NCBI's taxonomy places the organism in Eukaryota, Metazoa, Arthropoda, Insecta, Hymenoptera, Figitidae. Gene Ontology annotation, molecular function: metal ion binding; protein-glycine ligase activity, initiating; ATP binding. Gene Ontology annotation, cellular component: cilium.
CCUGUCAUACAAGUAUGCAGUAUGUAAACAUUGUUCUUUGCAUCAUCAUAAAAAUGAAACAAAAUUAUCUCAAUCAUUGCAGGAUUAUUGAUACAUGGAAUAUUUUGAUUUUUCACUUUAUUUUAACAACUAUUUUUUUUAUAAAACUAAGAUUAAUUAUGAGACGGCCGAGAGACAAAAACAGUUCAAUUGGAAUUUUUAACCUCAAAAACACGUGCUGUUUUUACAAUAAUUGAUUAUUUGAUCGAUGAAUGGAUUAUGGAUUUUGCUUUUAUAAAAAUGUCACCAAUUAAGAUCGCAGUUGAAGAUCAAUCAAGAAAAAAGGGCGAUGAAACUUUUCCCAUAAAUUUGAAAAUAUACGAAAUUCAACGUAAUAUUUAAUAUAUAUUUAUAAUAAAAAAAAAAAAACUACACAUUAAUGAACGGAAAUAAUGAGAAUUUAUCAAAUUUGGUGUCAAACGAGGAAAAAAAAUUCGACAACAAUGAAGAGGAAAAAAUUCUCAAUAAUGAGAAUAGCAAUAAAGAAAAAAUUUUAUCCAUAGAACCAAAUAAUAAUAAUCUAGAACCGGAUAAAAAAGUUAUUGAUGAAUUAUUAGAGUCAAAAGAUAAUGAUGAUGAUGAUGAAGUGAAUAUAUUUAUUCCUCCAACACUUGAAGAAAGAUUUUUACGAAUUAAACAAAUAGUGAAGGACGCAAUAGCUGCUCAUCAUACAUUCAUGGUUUAUGGAAGAUCAAAAGUUGUACGAGAAUGUUUAUUAAAAAGAGGCUGGUGUGAAAAAUUCUAUCGAAAACCUAAUAGUGCGGAACAAUUUUUAAAUGUUGACUCGAGUCCAGUUGCACUUUUAUUUGGAAUUGGCAAUCUCACCGAUCAACAAAGUGAAAGACAAUUAAUUUCAAAAAUGCUCAGUAAUCAUCCCGUUGAUUUUUUAUGGAAUGCAGGUUCCGAAUGGCCAGGUUGGCCAUCACAAGAUAAUAAAACGACAAUUUUUAACCGAUAUUCCAGAGCUGGUUUCACAUCCAAGGUGGGCCUGUGUUCGAACGUUAGACAAAUGCAUUGGUAUUAUGAAGCAGGUGUGGCAAAUACUCUUUUUCCACGAUGUUAUAACUUGUGCCAAGGCGAUCAAAUGCACGCUUUUAUCGAAGAUUUUCGAUUGACAGCGUGCUUUGGACUGCUGAAAUGGUUGGUUGAUAAAAUCAACACCGAGGGUGAAAAUUCCGCGAGGUCACCAACAGGUACGAUACCUUUAAAAGCACUAGAUUUUGCUAUCAGAAGAUGUAGCGAUUAUAUUGGAGCACAAUCACAUGAGGAUAUUGAUCAAGAGACCGAGAGAGUAUGGUCACAUCAAUGGGAUCAAUUUAUCUGUUGGUAUUACAAAAUUAUUCAAAAUCAAGCUCUCUUUGUUUGCAACAAUGUCCCUUUUCAAAAAUAUUUUCUUGCCUCUCGUCAUGUUUUAAAAAAGGCUAAAAAAUAUUGGCCACAAUUGGAUAUGGAUGGAAUAUUAAAUAUUUGGAUUUUAAAACCAGGCUAUAAAAGUCGUGGACGAGGAAUUGUAUUGAUGAAUAAAUUAGAGGAUGUCUUGGUAAAAGUUAAUCCAGCAAAUAAAACCGAUAUUCGUUUUGUUGUUCAGAAAUAUAUAGAAAGACCACUUUUAAUCCACGAUACAAAAUUUGAUAUUCGGCAAUGGUUCAUGAUAACGUGUGCUCAACCCUUAACUCUAUGGCUGUACAAAGAAAGCUAUCUGCGAUUUUGUUCUCAAAAAUUUACAUUAUCUGAUUUCCAUGAAUCCAUACAUCUUUGCAAUCAUGCUGUGCAAUGUAAAUAUACGAAUUGCACUGAUAGAAAUUCUGCACUGCCAAAUGACAAUAUGUGGGACGUAGCUACAUUUAAGGAAUUUUUAAAAACCAAAGGUCACAGUGAAGCAUGGGACGAAUUAAUAUAUCCUGGAAUGAAACAGGGUUUAGUGGGUUCACUUUUGGCGAGCCAAGAGGCUAUGGAUCGAAGAAGAAAUAGUUUUGAACUUUAUGGUGCUGAUUUUAUGGUAAUGGAUGAUUUUUCCGUUUGGUUGAUUGAAAUUAACAGUCAUCCCGAUAUGAGUAAUUCAAGUGCUGUCACUACCAGAUUAUGUCGACAAGUGAUGGAAGACGUCAUAAAAGUUGUGAUCGAUUUUCGAGAAGAUAAAAAUGCAGAAACAGGACAAUUUGAAUUGUCUUACAAGCAGAGAAUGCCAAGUUGUCAACCGUAUUUAGGCGCUGCUUUAUCAUUACAAGGAACAAAAAUCACAACUUUCGAUAGAAAACCUGGUUCUUCACCUCAGGAUUCAAAAUCUCAUAUAAUGUCCAAAUCACCGAUGGUAAAUUUAUCGCAAAAAAAAUCAAAUGUUCAUAGUCACAUUGGUCCAAUUAUUAUUGAUCUAAUUGAGGAAUUAGAAAUUCAAUUGGAUAAGGAAUUUUCAUCUUAUUAUAAAGAAGAAGUUGAAAAAGAUACACUGCCAAUAUUGGAAUUUCCUCCAAAAUCAACAACUAAUUCUGAAACGAUGCUUAUGGAAAAAAAUAUAAAAAAUCUUGACGUUACCACAACUACAGCUGACAAUCAUGUUAAAAUCAAAACCCCCAUUUCCCAGACAAAUUCGUCAAAAAGUCGAACUCCAUCUAAAACACCGACACGAAGAAAUACGGAAAAAUUAUUGUAUAAUGUUUUAGAAAAUCAACGAGCAAAAUCAGAAGUUCCUCCACUGAAGCCUUCGAUAAUUUCGAAAAAUGUUCAACUUCAAAAACAAGCUGCUAAAUCUGCCUCGCCAUCAAAAUAUUUAAAAUUAUCACCCAAAAACAAGCAUAAUAAUGACGAAAAGAUAAUUCGUUCGGCGGUGAAAAAAGCAAUGAAAAAAUAUAAAAGAAAUAUUUUACAACCAGAAGUGCCUCAAUUACCAUCACUUGUGUCUCCUUUACUUUCAAAAAAAUUGAAUAACACAUCGUCCGAAAAAGGGAAAAUUCAGAAAAGACAAUAUACAAAAACAAAAAAAAUUGUAACUGACGUUAAUGAUAUUUACGCCGUUGGUCAAGGAAUUAAAGAAUAAAUUCUAUCGCUUCCAAAAUAAUAAUGUUCAAGCUAAGAAAUGAAAAUAUUUAAAAAUAUAUAUCUAUAUAUUUCAAAUUAUUUAAAUUAAGAAAUAUUUUUCUCUAUAAUAAAAUUAUUAUUGUUAAUACUUCUUUAAUUCUAUUAUAUAAAAAUUUAUUUUUGAAAUUUGCAGUCAAUAAAAAAUUCU